UCAAUCGGUGCCGGCCGUCAGCUGCGCAUGCGGGAACUGGACUAACGGCUCCGGGGGUGGGGGAAAAGGGGCGAGGCGCUUAAUUCCGCUGCUGGUUUCACAGCGCAUUAGAAGAGGGGGAUCUGGAGUCAGGAAAUUUGAACGUCAAGAUCUGACCGAGUUGCCCGGUUUCUCAGACUCGAACAUGGCGUUGAACAGCGCUGUUCACAGUGAGGAGAAACGGUACCUGUGCUCUGUAUGUGGGCAGGCCUACAGCCGACUGUCUGGACUGUGGAAACAUGAGCACAGUCACACGCUGGGGAAGCCGUGGAAGUGCGACGACUGCGGGAAAGCAUUCGGUUACCCGUCAGACCUGGAAGCUCACCGGCGCUGCCAUACUGGGGAGAAGCCGUUCUCCUGCUCAACGUGCGGGAAGGCUUUUGCUGGGUCGUCCACCCUGGUGAUCCACCAGCGGCUUCACACGGGGGAGAGGCCCUUCACCUGCUCGGACUGCGGGAAGAGGUUCACUCGGUCGUCCAACCUGCAGGAACACCGGCGGAUUCACACAGGGGAGAGGCCAUUUGCCUGUUCCGACUGUGGGAUGGGUUUUGCCCGUUUGUCCAACCUGAAGAACCACCGGCGAGCUCACACUGGGGAGAGGCCGUACUCCUGCUCAGAGUGCGGGAAGGCAUUCACUCGGUCGGUCAACCUGCAAAAACACCAGCAGACCCACGCGAAUAAAUAAAACUUUUAAAGGUCCCAGUGCAGAAAAUGUCACAAAGGGUCGUGGGAACUAAUGUCACAUCAGGUUGCUCUCACUUGAGACUGUUUUCACUGCCCCAGUGGGUUUAGGUGAUCAGCUCAAGUUGCUGUACAUCAACGAAUUCACACAGGGUAGAGAAAUUGCCAUUUUGUGUACGCUGUCAAAACACCAGUGAGUUCACAAUAAGCUUGUAGAAUGAGAUGUUGCCAUUAGUCACAAAUAGGACUGAAAACUGUGGUUUUCUGGAGUCUGUUUUGGCUAUUGUUAGGAAAAAUAUCAAGCUUAGUUACGGGAUUAAUAUUAUGGAUAAAAGUCAAAUAAAUCAUCAUUUUUAAACCAUAUGAUGAGUCUAAUGCUUCUAAGUUUACUUCCUCCUGUCUUCUCUCUAAUAACAAGCCCUUGCUCGUGGGAGUUUAAUAAAAACCAAAAGAACUCCAGACGCUGUAAAUCAGAAACAAAAACGGAAAUUCCUGGUAAAACUCAGCAGGCCUGGCAGCAUCUGUGGAGAGAAAUCAGAGUUAAAGUUCUCCGAAGGUGCUGUCAAAACCCUGUUGAGCUUGAGAGAAAUGGAGUGCUACAGGACAGUGGUUAAACUACAGUUAACACUAGUACAUAAACUUAGGCACAACAGUUAACACUUGGACAGGAAUUUAGUCACAGAUGUGAUAGCAAUAAGGAGAAGUGGUGAGGCGGCAGUGCACAGUCUGGGGGAUCAGCUUGAGUGAGCAGAAGAUAACAGUAAGGAGCGAUUAAGAACCAGCUAAAACCAGAUCCAGGAAACGCUUGGGGCUAAGUAGGUGAAAAGGUGAGGAGUGUGUAGCCACAGCCAGCUAUGGCACAUGCGUAGUAGAGAACAGUAAAAGCCAGAGCUGAACUACAGAUGGGGACGCCCACUUAGGGAGGCCCGAGGGAAUACAAACAUUGGCGCCUGAAUACAUAAUGAAUGGGAUGUAUAAAAGAAGACUGCAAA
Molecule: messenger RNA, 1712 nt
Organism: Stegostoma tigrinum
Lineage: Eukaryota; Metazoa; Chordata; Chondrichthyes; Orectolobiformes; Stegostomatidae
Product: gastrula zinc finger protein XlCGF49.1-like
Exons: 2
Coding region: 185-724 (179 amino acids)
Source: RefSeq, a predicted model, not a curated record